UGAGAUUCAAGGUCCCUAAACAAUUUUGAAUGCAAGUUUAAACCCUAUCACUGAAAACCAUCACUCCUCUUCCCAUCGGCGAUGGCCUUUACUCUAGAGCCGCUGCAACUCGAUGCCCCUAAACCUCCAAGCCCUAAACGCCUCAAAAUGACCCCUUCCACCACAGAUGACGAGAACGCAUCAGCUCCCAAGAAACGCUUCAAAAAACGCAAAAUCGCCAUUUUCCUUGCUUACUGUGGUGUUGGCUAUCAAGGCAUGCAGAGAAACCCUGGCGCCAAGACCAUUGAAGGUGACCUCGAGCUCGCCCUCUUUAGAGCGGGCGCAAUUGCCGAAUCUGACUUCGGUGACCCGCGUCGAGUAGAUUGGAUGAGAUCGGCUCGAACUGACAAAGGAGUGAGUGCCAUCGGCCAAGUGGUUUCAGGACGUUUUUUCAUUGAUCCACCUGGUAUGAUCUCGCGCCUUAAUGCUCAUCUUCCUGAACAAAUUGUGGCUUUAGGGUUUAAGAGAGUCACUUCUUCGUUUAAUGCAAAGAAGUUCUGUGAUCGAAGAAGGUAUGUGUAUUUGUUGCCUGUUUUUGCUCUUGAUCCUAGUGCGCACCCUGAUAGAGAGGCAGUGGCCGCGAGCUUGGGUUCAGAUAAUGAGCUUGUGAAGUGUACUGAGUGUUCAGAGCGUGGACGCAAGGUGCCUGGUGUCAUGGGCCAUGGCGAUGGUAGGGUUACGGUUUCUGGUGAUAAGGUUAAGGUUUCAGAGAGUAAUGGGGAUGCUGCUCAAAUUAGGGAAAAUAAUGAAGGUGGUGGUGACCAGCACACGGUUUCUGAGGAAAAUGGAAGUGGUGCUCAGAUUAGGUUUACUGAUGAUGAUGAUGGAGGCGCAGGUGAAAUUAGGGUUUCUGAAGAAGAAAGAGGUGCCUGUGAAAUUAAGGUUUCUGAAGGUGAUGGAGGAUCUAAUGAAACUAGGGUUAAUAGACGUACUAUUGAAACUAAGGUUUCUGAAGAUGAAGUUGUAGGUGCUUCGGGCCUUGAAAUUAAGGGUUCUGAGGUGGAAACUAGGGUUUCUGAGAAUGAUGCUGGUUUCACUGCAUUGGGAACUGACAAUGGUGUUCAAGGUGAGCUCUAUGAAAAUAGAAAUGGUGUUUCUCUUUCAGACAGUAGGGAAGGAAAUGGUAAGAACCUGCAGCACAGGGUGUCUGUAGACUCUUCAUUGAAAAAUGAAACUGAAACUGAAAUCCACAUCACAGGCGAUCAACCCAGAGAUGGGGAUCUAUCAAAUGGAGUGACCACAGACAACACUGGUUUCAUUUACAGUGAGGAGGUAAAGGAGAGAUUUAACAAAAUUCUCAAGCAAUAUGUGGGGACUCACAAUUUCCAUAAUUUGACAACUCGAACCAAGGCAGAAUGUCCAUCUGCUUUUCGAUACAUUUUAUCAUUUGAAGCAAAUGAAGUUGUUACAGUGGAUGGUAUUGAUUUCAUCAAGUGUGUGGUUUUGGGUCAGAGCUUCAUGCUCCACCAAAUUCGCAAAAUGGUUGGGCUUGCUGUGGCCAUUAUGCGAGGAUGUGCUCCUGACUCCAUGAUAGCCACUGCUCUAAGGAAGGAUUUGAGAAUCAAUGUUCCAACUGCUCCCGAGCUUGGGCUGUUUUUGGAUGAGUGUCUCUAUACUUCAUAUAACCAGAAAUGGAGCGAUUCACAUGAGGAAUUGUCUCUUAAGGAUUAUGCAGUGCAAGCUGAAGAGUUCAAAAUGAAACACAUAUAUUCCCACAUCGCAUCUACUGAACAUAAAGAAGGUCUUGUUGCCCUUUGGUUGCACUCUCUGAACCAGAGGAACUAUCCCGAUUUUCAAAUGGCAGGGAUAGACGGAGGUGGAGGCUCUGAAAGCAUUGCAGUUUUAAAAGGUGAAGCAGUUGGCUAAGUUGGUUUUGUUAAAAUUGGUCUCCACAGAUGACGUCUAUGAUUUUAUUCAAUGGCUGUGUUGUUCGUGUAUGGAAAUCCACAGUUGAUUUUUCCUCUGUUUUUCCGCCUUUCCUUUUGUAUCUUAUUUUGUUAUGUUUUUUGUUUCUUUUCAUGUUUGCUUGUCUAGUUCUGUUAUUUAGUAGGUUUCACCAAUACAGCAGUUAGGGUUAUUCUAAUGCUUUUCCCCCUUCUUGUGGAGCACGUACUUUCAAGAACCACAUACUUUACCCACUUUGAGAACGGGUGGCAGUAUACUGGCAUUGGAAAGCAUACUAUUCUUGAUCACAUGCGAUAUAUGUUAAUGUAAAUUGUAAGAAGCAUAAAGUUAUGGCCUUAUUGAAUGUAAUUAUUAUAACUAAUAAUUCACUGUUCCUAUAAAGUUAUUGAUUAUAAAGGC
This is a messenger RNA of Amborella trichopoda, 2343 nucleotides long. RefSeq lists its product as uncharacterized. Gene Ontology annotation, cellular component: nucleus. Gene Ontology annotation, molecular function: pseudouridine synthase activity; RNA binding. The record is from RefSeq and is a predicted model, not a curated record. Gene Ontology annotation, biological process: mRNA pseudouridine synthesis; tRNA pseudouridine synthesis. NCBI's taxonomy places the organism in Eukaryota, Viridiplantae, Streptophyta, Magnoliopsida, Amborellales, Amborellaceae.